ACCAGAAAGACUUCCAAGGUCUCAACAACAACUUCCAGCGGGACUCCCGAAUCUGAACUCCUCUCGAUCCUCGCAACCACAGUUGGAUCCUCCCUCUCGACGGUCGAAAACUCAUCGACUGCCAGCAGACAUGGCGGGCGACUUUAGACUCUCCGCCACGUUGAAAGGCCACGAAGAAGAUGUCCGAGCCAUCGUCUUCCCCACCAAACAACAUCUCUUCUCCGCCUCACGAGACAACACCGCCCGACAAUGGAGCUUGCAGUCUUCACAACCUCCCGCAUACGAUGACACGAUCGCUAUCCGAGGACAGAACUGGUUCAAUGGCUUAGCAUAUAGUCCACCAACGAAAGAGCAUCCACAAGGCCUGAUCGCAACUGGUGGAAGGGAGACUUUUGUGUACGUGAAAGAGGUUGGAGCUUCGCCGGAUGCGGAUCCCUAUCGACUGCUUAUUGGGCACGCUGGGAACAUCUCAUGUAUGGCCUUCAGCGAGGACGGCAAUAAAAUCAUCAGUGGAGCAUGGGACAGCCAGGUCUUUGUAUGGGACAUAGAAACAGGCGCUGUGACGGCAGAGCUCUCUGGACAUCAAGGACCGGUCUGGGGGAUUAUGGUGUACGAUUCCAAGUUGGUUGUAACCGCAUGCGCCGACAAGAUGAUUCGCAUUUUUGACAUCAGCGGAAAGGCCCUCCACACGAUCGAAGGCCAUACAGAUGUCGUGCGAUCAUUCUGCAAACUCCCAUCCAGCCAUUGGUCGGGCGCAGCGUUUGCAUCGGCCGGUAAUGACGAGGUGAUUCGUCUGUGGACGCUCGAAGGUCUCCAGGUUGCGGCACUGGAAGGACACACGGCCUACAUCUACGACCUUGCAAUCCUUCCGAACGGAGAUAUCGCCAGCUCUUCGGAGGACCGGACAGUAAGAUUAUGGAGAGAUGGCCAAUGCAUACAGACAAUCACGCAUCCUGCGAUCAGUAUAUGGACCGUUGCGGCGUGUCCGGAGACCGGAGACAUUGCGAGUGGAGCCAGCGACAAGACGAUUCGUGUAUUUUCAAGAGAUCCUGAACGGCAGGCGGAUGCUGAGACCGUGGCAUCAUUCGAAGAGAGCAAUCGCAUGUAUGCAAUUCCCGCCGAGACAGCGAGUCAAGGCCAGCCUUUCCAGAAGGAGAAUCUUCCAGGCCCAGAGGCGCUCCAAAUACAGGUUGGCCAACGCGAUGGACAACAACUUUUCGUUCGCGAGAACGACGGCAGUGUCACAGCACAUCUGUGGGCUGCAUCGACUGCUCAGUGGAAUUUGAUCGGUACCGUCGUGGAAGGCGAAGGCACUGGCGCCAGCAAGAAACUCCACGAGGGCAAAGAGUACGACUACGUCUUCGAUAUCGACAUCGAGGACGGAAAGCCUCCUCUCAAGCUUCCCUACAACCUGACCGAGAGCUCCUGGGAUGCUGCUCGGAGAUUUUUGGAGAGAAACGAACUUCCACUGUCCUACUAUGAGCAAGUGGCAAAUUGGAUCACGGAAAAUACUCAAGGAGCGCGGCUGGGGCAAGGCUCCAGUCAGGCGGAUCAAAACGCACCUCCGCAAGCACAGGACCCUUGGGGAAGCGACCGGAGAUAUCGCCCUGGAGAUGCGCCUUCCUCCUACGCACCUCGCAAGCUGCCACAGCGAAGCUAUAUCGGCAUCGUGGAGGGGAAUCCCACGAACGCAAUUAACAUCAUCUCACAAAAGUCGGAAUCUGGCGAACUAUCACCGGAACAAAGCCUGUCGUCGGACGACUUGGCCGCUCUCAAACAGCUGCCAACUCAAUUACAGAACAAGCAAGACCCGAAACCUACACGAGACCAGAUCAACGCCCUUCUCAAAGUCGCAUCACAAGGUCCGGUCAAGAGCAGAGUUCCCGCUGUUGGUGUCCUUGCCGUGUUGGCCGUCUCGCCCGACUUUGCGGGUGCGACGUCUGCGGCUGGCAAAACCAUCGUCGACAUUAUUGCGGCAGCAGGACUUCUCGAGCCUCGCCAAGAAACGCCCAAUAACGUCGUCCACACCAUCCGCCUUCUCGUAAACCUCUUCAAAAACGCACCUGGCACAAAGACCGUCCACGAAAACUUUGAGCAAGUUCUUCGACUCGUCCGACCAUUCGCAUCCGAACCCGAGUCUCCGGCUCAAGCCAAAGCACUCGCCACACUCUACCUCAACUACUCCGUCCUCCUCACAUCGACCGCGCUUGCCACCGACCGCGAGGCUCGCGCCAAAGUCCUCGUCACUGACAUUGCUAUCAUGCUAGAGAGCGACAGUCCUCACGCAGCGGAUGUCGACGCUGUGUUUCGGACAUUGUCCGCAUUGGGCACUCUCUUGUCGGUCAGUGAUGCGUUCAAGCAGUCACUCAAGGGUGGAAUCUCGGGGACUCUACACUUCGCAAGCGCGAAGCCGGAGGCCCAAUUGCCAAAUACGAAGGAGGUGAUUCAGGAGAUUCGAGAUCAGCUAAGAUGAUCGGCAGCAUACGUUCGGAUGGUUGGCAUUGCAUUGCAUCGCGUAGAUAGCACACGACAACAUACAGAGCAUAUGAAGAUCUAAUGCUUGUCGUGGUAGACAACGAAGGCUUUGCCACAGGCUAUGACUGCG
Messenger RNA from Zymoseptoria tritici IPO323, 2605 nucleotides. RefSeq lists its product as uncharacterized. Gene Ontology annotation, cellular component: nucleus; cytoplasm. Gene Ontology annotation, molecular function: ubiquitin binding. The record is from RefSeq and is a predicted model, not a curated record. Bases 131 to 2473 code for a protein of 780 amino acids. Lineage: Eukaryota; Fungi; Ascomycota; Dothideomycetes; Mycosphaerellales; Mycosphaerellaceae. The transcript has 5 exons. Gene Ontology annotation, biological process: ubiquitin recycling; proteasome-mediated ubiquitin-dependent protein catabolic process.